Molecule: messenger RNA, 5103 nt
Organism: Physella acuta
Lineage: Eukaryota; Metazoa; Mollusca; Gastropoda; Physidae
Product: talin-2
Biological process (GO): cell-cell adhesion; actin cytoskeleton organization
Cellular component (GO): plasma membrane; ruffle; cytoskeleton
Molecular function (GO): integrin binding; structural constituent of cytoskeleton; actin filament binding
Source: RefSeq, a predicted model, not a curated record
AGCCAUUUGAAAUUAAAUAUCCCGUAUUCUGUUAGUGUUAGGUUAAGGAACAAAUCAAACUUGUAAUUAAUCGUUCUAAAUUGUGAUUUAUUAGUUACAAUGACUAGCUAAAAGAGCAACAUGUGGUGUUACAAUUUUCUGAUCUCGCUUCAAGCUCGCCAUCACACGAUAACAAUUGUAGGUCACACAGCGCCGUACGCGCAUUAGGGAGCAAGCUUGUGGAAAAUAUCCCUCUUCUUUGGUGCACGCCAUUUUACAAUAAGUGCUGUUCCCAUAUAAUCACGCGGUUUUUAGUUUAUUCAUCGCCUGUGGAGACAAUACUGUAGAACAUUUUUGGUUUGCUUAUGGCGGAAGCAUUUGUAUCCAUUCACUAUGCGAAGCUGUGCCGGCCGAGGGUAUUCUUGACGGCUGAAUUGCUUUCGAGAGGAUUGUGGUUUGCUAAAAUUAAAAUGCCAUCAGCAGAAGUUUGUUAUUUUCAAAGAUAUUACAGUAAAGAGAAAUAUCAACAAGUGAACAAACCAAUCAGCUGCACAGAUGACAGAGGUUUAAAAUCUAUUGGAGUAACAUAGAAAUUUUCAUCAGAUAGGAAGAGCAAACACAGCUCCUCCCUGGUAAACCAGGGUGAUUAACCAACACAAAAUGGCAACACUUUCGCUGAAGAUCAGUGUGGUUGACCAAAGUGUCAUCAAAACGAUGCAGUUUGAGCCAUCCACAAUUGUUUAUGAUGCCUGCCGAAUCAUAAGAGAGAGAAUCCCAGAGGCAAACCCUGGCAAUCCUUCUGAGUAUGGUCUGUUUUUGGCUGAUGAGGACCCAAAAAAAGGAGUAUGGCUUGAGCAAGGCAGAAGUUUAGAAUACUAUCUAUUGAGAAAUGGAGAUCUGCUUGAAUACAAAAGAAAACACAGAAUUUUAAAGGUACGAACACUAGAUGGUGUGCUUAAGACACUACAAGUUGAUGAUUCCCAUACAGUUGGCUCUUUAAUGAUUACAAUCUGUACAAGAAUGGGUAUUACUAAUCAUGAAGAGUAUUCAUUAGUUAGAGACUUACCUGAUGAAGAAAAGGAAAAGACUUUGACUUUAAAAAGGGACAAAUCUAUUGCCAAAGACCAGAAAAGAUUAGAGGAAAUGAAGAAAAAAUUGCAUACUGAUGAUGAAUUGAACUGGCUAGACCAUUCUAAAACUCUUAGAGAGCAAGAUAUUGAUCCUAAUGAAGUGCUUUUACUGAGAAGAAAAUUCUUCUAUUCUGACCAAAAUGUUGAUGCUAGAGACCCUGUGCAGCUUAAUUUACUUUAUGUUCAGUCUCGUGAUGCUAUUUUGAAUGGUACACAUCCAGUAUCAAUGGAGGAAGCCAUCCAAUUUGGAGGCUUGCAAUGUCAAGUUCAGUUUGGUGAUCAUGUAGAAUCCAAACACAAGCCUGGAUUUUUAGAUCUCAAAGAAUUUUUGCCAAAGGAAUAUGUCAAAAUCAAAGGAAUUGAAAAAAAAAUAUUUAUAGAACACAAAAAGUUUGUUGGACUUACAGAAGUUGAAGCUAAAGUUAAAUAUACACAAUUUUGUCGGUCCCUCAAAACAUAUGGUAUUACUUUUUUCCUAGUUAAGGAGAAAAUGAAAGGUAAAAAUAAACUAGUACCGAGGCUGUUGGGAAUUACAAAAGAGAGUGUGGUUAGAGUAGAUGAAAAAACUAAAGAGAUAUUGAAAACAUGGCCUUUAACAACUGUGCGUAGAUGGGCUGCAUCACCUAACAGUUUUACUUUGGAUUUUGGAGACUAUUCAGACACAUAUUACUCUGUUCAGACAACAGAAGGAGAACAAAUUUCACAGCUUAUUGCUGGAUAUAUAGAUAUCAUUCUUAGAAAAAAAAAAGCCAAAGAUCACCUUGGCAUUGAAGGAGAUGAUAAUUCAACUAUGUAUGAGGAAAACGUCCAAGCUGGCCAAGCAACAAUCAUUCAGCAUAAUUUAGGUAAUGUGAAGCAUCCAAGUUCAGGCAAUGUUUCAAUGCCAGGCCUUCUUAGAGAUGGCUAUCAGGGAGAGAACAAAAUUGCUAUGGGCUCUUUAGGACGUGGACAGGUGUCAUCACAGUCUAACAACGCACGGAGUGGCUCUUCAUCUCGGCAUGGAGAACCAUAUGAAUAUGGGGAUGUAAAUGGCUCAUCAAAGACUCCCUCAGCCUUUGACCUUAUUGAUGGGGGUCCUACUAGUGGAAUGCAAUCAGGAUCCAGUGGGCAGACAAUCAUACAGCAGGAACUAACACAAGCACAGAGAGCAUUUAUUCUGACUAUUUCUGAUGGUUUGGGUGCCAUUGAUUCAGCACAAGAUAACCUUAACAAAAAAUCUGAUAUGCCUACUCUUGGAGAUGAUCCAGCUUCCAAAAAAUGGCGUGCGAAUCAGUUAGAUUUAUCAAGACAAAAAGUGGGCUCCCAGCUUUCAGCUAUGAAUGCAGCUACAGCUCAGCUUGUCACCCUAACCUCAGGUGAACAGGAUGACAUUGACUACACAGCUGUUGGCGCUGCUGUCAAUCAAAUAUCCUCAAAUGUAGGAGACUUUAGUCGUGAUGUAAAAAUGCUUGCAACUCUGCAAGAAGGUGAUGACUCUGGUCUGAGAUUACUAGAUGCAGCUCGUGGACUCAUCGGAGCAUUUUCUGACUUGCUGAAAGCAGCUGAACCUGGUAGUACAGAACCAAGACAGAAUUUAUUAACUGCAGCAGGUAGAAUUGGUGAAGCAUCUCAAGAUGUUAUUAAUGAAGUUGGAGAGCAUGUUGAUGAUUUAGAUAAAAUCUAUCAGGAGGCUUUACUUGCCUUAGCCAAAGCUGUUGCAAAUGCAACAGCAUCUCUAGUACUGAAAGCAAAAACAGUUGCUAAUACUGCUGAUGAGCCUAUUCAACAAGAUAGAGUAAUCUCCUCUGCUACACAGUGUGCCUUAGCUACUUCACAACUUGUUGCUUGUACUAAAGUUGUUGCUCCUACAAUUGGUCAUCCAGCAUGCCAAGAGCAACUGAUUGAAGCAGCUAAAUUAGUAGCCAAGUCAGUUGAAGGUAUUGUUGAGUCUUCUCAGGCAGCAUGUAAAGAUGAUCACUUGCUGCAAGACCUUGGAUCUGCUGCUACAGCUGUUACAAAAGCCCUCAAUGAUUUGUUAAUGCAUAUUAAAAAAGCUGCUCAUCCUGCACAUGCAGUAGAACAACAUGAGGAAGCAGUUGACACCAUUAUUAAUGUUACAGACAGGUUAUUCAGUUCUGUGGGAGAUGCUCAUGAAAUGGUUAAACAAGCUAAACAAUUGGCUCAGGCAACUUCAACUCUAGUCAGUGCUAUUAGAGGUCAAGCUGAAGACCAUUCUGAUUCAGACACACAAAGAAGACUAUUGGCAGCUGCCAAACAGCUGGCUGAUGCAACUGCCAAGUUGGUCGAGGCUGCAAAAGGAUGUGCCUCAAGUCCUAAUGACUCCAACCAACAACAGAUGUUAAGAGUUGCAGCUGAAGAAUUGAGAUCUGCAACUAACUCAGCUGCUAGCAACGCUUUGAAAAAAAGGCUUAUGACUAAUCUUGAGUCAUCUGCCAAUCAAGCAGCAGCUGCAGCAACUCAGCUGAUUAAUGCAUCCAAUCAAGCAUACAAAACAAAUCGCAACCCUUCAUCCAACCAACAGAUGAUAACUGCUGCCCAAGGUCUUGAUCAGCAAAUCCCAGCAUUAGUUCAAGCACUACGUGCUGUCCAGCGUCAGCCAGAUAGUGCAACAGCCCAGUUGGCUCUUAUAAAUGCAGCCCAGGAUUUCAUUCAACCAGCUAGUCGCCUAAUUGGAGCUGCAAAUGCAGCAGCACCUACAGUUUCUGAUCAAGCUGCUGCACUAAAUUUACAUAAUGCUGUCAAGUUUAUGUCUAGUGCAAUUGCUGAGCUUAGAUCUUCUGCCAAUAAGGCUCAAGAAGCUUGCACAUCUCUUGAAAUAGAUAGUGCACUUGAUCAACUGGGAGAUCUUGAUCAAGAUUUAGCUGAUAUCAAGCAAGCUGCAAUGGCUGGCAGACUAACUAGACUACCUGGUGAAACAGCUGAAACAUGUUCUACUCAGCUUGGUACAACAUCUAAAACAGUUGGAUCCUCCAUGGCUCAGUUAUUAACUGCUGCUGCCCAGGGUAAUGAAGAUUACGUUGGCAUUGCUGCCAGAGAUACAGUUAAUGCUUUAAAGAUUCUCGUCAGUUCUGUUAGAGGUGUUGCUGCAACUACAGAGGAUAAGCAAAUACAGCAGACAAUUAUAGACAAUGCAAGAGAUGUGAUUCAUCAAUCUAUUAAGCUUUUGGAUGAAGCCAAAAGUGCUAUGAAUGAUCCCAACAAUCCAGAUAACCAGCAAAAGUUAUCUCAGGUUGCUAAAGCAGUCUCAAGUGCUUUGAAUAAUUGUGUCAACUGCCUUCCUGGACAAAGAGAUAUUGAUAAUGCAUUACGAUUAAUUACACAAAAUUCUCAAAAUUUGUCCAAUCCAAGGUUCCCUCCAACUGAUAGAAGCUACCAGGAAGUUCAAAAUGACUUAAACAAUGUAGCAUUGAACUUAAACCAAUCUGCAAGUGAUAUUGUUUCUUCAUCUAGAGAAACCACACAGCAUCUUGCUGCAUCAUCUACAAGAUACAGCCAUCAUUAUGAGGACUUUGUACACACUGGAUUAACUAUUGCUGGACUCUCAAAAGAUUUAGAAACUCAAAACCAAAUUGUAGGAGGCUUGAAAAGUGUUUCCAUGGUAUCAAGCAAACUGUUGAUGGCUGCAAAAUCAGUAUCUGCAGACCCAAAUGCACCAAAUUCAAGAAAUCUUCUUGCACAGGCUGCCAGGGCUGUAACAGAAAGCAUUAACCACUUGUUCAGCAUUUGCACCAUGUCUGCACCAGGACAGAAAGAAUGUGACAAUGCCCUUAGACAAAUUCAGGUAAUUGCUGGCAUGCUUGACAACCCUAAUGAGCCUGUCAGCGAUCUCUCAUAUUUUGAUUCACUUCAGGCAGUUAUGGAAAAAUCACAGGAUCUUGGGAAUGCUAUGACAGGUAUAUCUAACCACGCAAAAAAGCAAGAUAUGAACGAAUUUUGCAAUUCUGUUAGAAAUUUUGCCAAUUCUGUUUGUGGUCUGACAGAAGCUUCAGUUCAG